Molecule: messenger RNA, 1500 nt
Organism: Mya arenaria
Lineage: Eukaryota; Metazoa; Mollusca; Bivalvia; Myida; Myidae
Exons: 10
Coding region: 187-1155 (322 amino acids)
Source: RefSeq, a predicted model, not a curated record
UUGAUAUGGAAUUAUCAUGUGACUUGACCCUUCUUUCGUUUUGGUAUUUAUAUGUGCGUCAACUAUUUAUGUGAUUUCAUUUUUAAUUAUUUUUGUUACGUGCCAUGAUUAUUUGCUUUCGCUAGUUGCUGUUUUUGUUCUGAACCGGACAGUUGAACCACAGAGCUAGAAGACGUCAAGUGCGAUAUGUCUGAGAGUGGGCAGAGUCCUACGCGGGUGCGGCUUGGGACGCGGGAGGUGGACUACCCUAGCGACUACCUCCAGCCCCUUCAGGACAGCAACCACCUAAUAGGGGAUAGCGAAGCCCUCUGGCGGGAACUUGAUGACAAGGGGUACCUAUUCAUCCGGGGGCUGCACUCCCGGGAGGAUGUGUUGGCCGGCCGGCUGCACGUGCUGCAGCACAUCCUUUCAGAGGGUGAGGGGAAGCUGGACUUGCAGCGACGCUGGGAGGAGGGCGUCCUCGAUCUGCGCUGCGGCGGCGGCUGUUUACCCUACAUGGAGGGAAAAAACGACGUGACCCAUUCUGAACCAAUCAUCAAGGUUCUAGAAGGACCAAGACCGUUCAAAUUCUUCAACGACCUGUUUGGUGAACAGACAAGAUCGUUCGACUACAAAUGGCUACGGGCCGUCCAUCGACAGGCGUUUACGGGCGCGCACGUGGACAACGUGUAUAUGGCACGUGGGACUUCCAGGCUCCUCACCAUGUGGACGCCCUUCGGGGAUGUGGACCCUAACAUUGGCUGCCUCGCGGUCUGCGAGGGGUCCAACAAGCUGCCUGGAUUUGAGAAACUCCAUAAGACGUAUUCAGAAGUCGAUGUGGAAGCGGUAAAUUUAAACGGUUCUGGUUGGUUCACAACUGACCCGUUCGAGAUCACAGAGCGGUUUGGUGGCCAAUGGAAGACGACGGAGUACCGGGCCGGGGAUGUCCUCAUCUUUGGCAUGAGAACAGUUCACAUGUCGACGGCAAACCAGACAGAUUUGGUCAGGGUCAGUUGUGAUACAAGGUGGCAGCCGGCGGGAGAGCCCUCGGACCCCCGAUACGUGGGUGAGUUCAAGAAGCCGGCACAGAGUUUCGGCCUGUACGCCAAGGACGAUAAAGCGCCGCCGUCCGCCGUCACCAUGGAGGAACUCAAGGCCAAGUGGGGCUUCCAGUAAUCGCCCGCUUCACCCGCGUCAACACCAUCCCGGGACAUGUGCUUUAAUUACUUUCAGAUAUGAUCAUUUAUAACGAACGCACAGUUUAGUUCCCGCGGUUCGACGACUAUAAUUAUCAGGCUUUGUGUAGUAUUCGUAUGUUUGUACAGUUUCAUAUUUGCAAUGGCCGGUGGUCUAAAAGCAGUCUAGACUAUUGGUGGCGUGCAAAACUUUCAUGUGUAUGUAUAUAGCGAUGUUGUUUCUGCCAAGUAUUAUUCAAGAAAUCCGUUGCUUCCAUGCCGCAACGGCAAUGUUAUAAAACGAUUACAUUAAUUUAAAUUUUCAAUAAAAAAUAUCAAUACAUGA